AAGAAUACGUGUUGGUUGUGUCAAGAAUCUGUGUGCACUUAACAUGGUUGUCCUUGCUGUGGAUAGCUGAGACACGCCAGCGCUGCUGCACAGGCAGAAGACCUCAUCCUAAUGUUGACAAAUUAGCGCUGCUUCCGUUUCAAAAAAAAAAAAAAAAAUUAGCGCUGCUGCACAACCAGAUGAAUUAUUCCUCUCAGCAACAGAAAACCUGCAUUUUAUUUCCUUGGACAAUACUGCUUCAUGAUCAUAUAACGAGAUCCGAAAUCAAACGAAGCACCCGUGCACUGCACUGUGUUAUCAAUAACCAAGACAUGCCAGCCAUAUAUGCUAACUCUCCUAUGGAGGUUAGCAGAUGAGAUUCUUGCUGUCGGCUGCUCUGUUCAUCGUGCCAUUGCUGUUGCCUCUCUGAUAUAUAUACAGGGAGAACCCCAAGGCUUCAGCACUAACACACUGCCUACCAUUCUCUUCCAUUUCUAUACAGAAGAAAACAGCAACAAAGCUUCAAUCUCCAAGCAUGGCUUACCAUCUACGAUCGGCAAGCACGCCUUCGAGCCCUCGCUCAAACAGAGCGGAAGUCGAGGAGCAGUUCCAGAGCCUGAGCACAACCAUCUCUUCGCCCUCGGCGACCAUCGAUACGAUGUGUGAUGGCUUGAGGAGGCUCAGUGACAUCUACAGCUGCAUCGAGAAGAUGAUGUGCACACCAAGCAGCCAAGUCAGCCUUUGCCAGAGCCUUCAAAGGGCGGCAGUAGAGGCGGAGCUUGGACGGUCCCUCGUCGUGCUCGACCUCUGCAACGGCAUGCGGGAGAGCUUCAUGGAAUUGAAGAUGACUGUCCAAGAGCUCCUUUUAGUUCACAAAAGAGGAGAGGAUGUGUCUUCUCAAGUCAAGGCAUAUGUCAGGCUAGCAAACAAGGUGCAAAAACAGUUCAAGAAGAUCACCAAGAAGACUGCUUCCGACAAGAACGACUGUAGGGUGGUGAUGCUACUGGCAGAAGCGAGAGAGAUCACCAUUUCGCUGCUCGAAUCCACAUCGUCAAUCUUUUCAAAGCAAGUUGAGAUGCCCAAGUGGUCUCUUGCCUCCAAAACAUUCCAGAGGACCAAAGUUGUGUACCAAGAGGAGCAAUUGCAGGCAUUGGAGCACAGUAUUGGAGAUCUUGAGAGCGGAGUGGAACUUCUGUACAGGAGAUUGAUCCAGAACAGAGUUUCUCUUCUGAAUGUUCUUAGCUCGUAGAUACCCUGAGCUCUAGUUCCCAGCAGCUGGCGUCCACCAUUUAAAGGAUUAGUCAGUCAUGAGAACAAUUUUGCAUUGCGUAUACUUGUGGAUAUGUACAGGAAGUUCACUGAACCGAAAAGCAAAGAAAACAAUUUUGUCAAUUUCAUUUCCCUGAAUUUUUUCAUUUCUGCUAAACUCAAAUAUCAUUCACAUGGUUGGGUAGCUUGAUACAACUAUUUACCGAAAAAGGGUUUCCCCCCGCUUUGUAUUCCAAAACAACGAACACCAUACACAUAGCAUUGCUGGGGCGAGCAGCACAACAAGCCCAAAAGAAAAGUAGAAAAGAAUGCCAACAACGGCAGUUCGACAAAGCAUGGAUGAACCGCCACCGCUGCGCCCUCCAGAGACACACCACCACCGCCCGAGGCUCCGAUCUGCCGCGUACCAAGCGGCACCUUCAAGAAGGAAUGCAACGCCGACGACGCUGCCGCCCGGACGAGUCCUAGGGUUUCCCCCGGUAUGCGGAGGGAAGUGGAGGAUGGCUACCACCGACACCCUCCAAGAAGGAAAGGUGGCACCCGUCGGUCUCACCGCAUCGGAGCCGGCCGAACCGGCAAGGGUUUCUCCCGCACACCAACCCCACCGCCCAACCGGAGCCGACCAGCCAAACCACCGCCCAACACCAUGCGCCAUCGCGGAUGCGCCGCCACCCAAGUUGUCUCACUACGAGCACCAACACGAGGCCAAGAAGGCCGGAGAGAAGAGCCAAGCGACAGGAGCAGCAACACCAAGGCCGAGCGGGAGGGAACCACCUCCUCCGCCGUCGUGCGAGAAGCCCACGCCUCCGGCAUAGUCGCGGUUGCCGUCCGGACACGGCAGCGGGGCAAACCAGGCCACACCUGGCCCGGCCAGGCCUGCAACGGGCCCGCUAAGCCCCGCCAGCCAUGCUGCAGCAGGCUGGCGGCGGCGCAGCCAGCACCUCGCCGCUCAGCGCUGUUCCCCUGCCUCCCGGAAGACUCGCCAGGGAUCAGCCCCGCCGGCGGCCCGCCCAAGCCCAGAUGGGGCCCGUAGGGCCCAGAUCUGGGCCGAGCGCCGCCGCCAGGACCCACCGCUGCGCCGCCCCACCGCCAACGACGCCGCCGCCGUCCAGCCGCCCGCCCGCGCCGCGCCAGGGAACCCCGCCGCCACCCGGUCCGUCGCCGCCUAGGAGCACCCCCCGGUGCAGCUCCGUCCCGCGCCGGAGAGCCACCGGGAGGGGAAGGUCAGGGGGCCGCCGCCACCAGCGACCCCAGGGCCAGGGCGGCCGCGGGCGCCAGCGACGGCUGCAGGAGGAAGGGGAGAUGUGGGGACUGGAGGAGGGAGGCGGCGAUGCGCGGCCGGUCGCCCACGGGGGCGACGCGGUCGCGAGAGCUAAGAGUCUAAGAUACAACUAUUUCAGUACAAUGUGUGUCAGAUAGCAAUGAUAUUUAUCAUAGUAGACCCCACCUUCAUUAAUACUUUCGAGUAUAAGAUUACAGGUACAGGCAACACCCAACACAUAAACAAAUAUCUGGCACGGCAUGCUAAAUGACCCGAUAAAGCGGGGCAAAAGCCUUUUUUAUAAAUGACCCGAUAAACCUCAAUGUUAACUUCAGUUAACAUGCCACCCUAUCUUAUCCUCUCUCAAAGAACUGCACCUAGUUGCACCGCUCUCUGAAGAAAAAGUAGCGAUGAUGAUGUUUCAAGAGAUACCCCGAUUAGACUUUUGUCGCUUCAGAUUUUGGCGACAAGGGGAAUUUUCUGUAGCCCAAAAGACCAAGGCAGUCUGGGCAUUCAAGAGUUACAUGUUUAAAAUAAAUGCAUGCUUAGUAAAUGGUUGCGUAAAUUGCUUACCAAGAAUGGGAUCCGUGAAUCGCUUCUUCAAAACAAAUACUUGUGAGGAAAGAGAGGUGUGGAAGGCAUAAAAAAACACCCCUGGGUCACCCUCCUCUGGCGACACGGGGGCGACUCCUCCAGCGCCGCCGCCAGUUCCUCUCCCUCCCCCUUCUCGUCUCGCCGCCGCCGGCGAAGCCCGGGCGGGUUCCAGAGAGGGCGGCGGUGGGGCGUCUUCCUGGGCAACCUCCACCCCUCUCCUCCUCUCCUUGUUGGGGCGCGGCGGUGCGCGCCAGAUCCGCGAGGCCCAGUGGCGGGAAGCGGCGGCAGUCCACGGCGGGCGGCGGGCAGGGCUCUGCGGCGGCGUGGAUGCCCAGGCGUUGGUGGGGACGAGGCGGUGUAGGCCGGGGCUGGCGGGCCAGAUCUGGGCGCUGCGAGCUUGCAGGCUGCUACCGUGUUCAUCCUCGCCGCAGGAGGUGCAGCACCCGCUGAUCGUGGCGGGUGUGGCGGUGGUGGAUGGGGCUCCUGGCAGUGACGUCGAUCCGAGUGGCCUUCGAUUCCUCUCUUCGUCAUCUUGGCACUAUUUUCAUUGAAGAGUUGGCCCUCUCCCAGUUGCAGUCCAUCGUCGUCUCGCGCCCGGUGCAGCAGGACCGAGCUUGUUUCGCGCCUGUGCAGCAGUACCGAGGUCGUCUCGCGAUCGGUGCGGUAGGACGGUCGAUGGAGGCCAGUUUUGGCCGACCUAUUGAGUCUCGGUGCUGGGGGCAGCCAGGGGUGCGAAAGGCGGGGCCUUUCUGCUCGUCUCUUUGGGUAGCAGCAGGUUUCAGGUGAGGGGGUGUCAAGGUCUUAGUUGUUGGGGCGGCGACGCUGGCGGUGGUAGCGCGGUGCUCAUGGGCAGAGCCCGUGGCUCAGUGCUGCCCAGUGUCCAUGGCCGUGUGGGCGGUGUGGCUGCCGGGGUGUGGCGUUCGGUGGCGGUGAGUGUUGGACGGGGUGAAAACAUGUUCUAUCUUCGGACGGACCGGCGGCGGCGAAGCUCGCUCCCUUCUUGAAGGCGUCGUCACGGCUCUCAUUGCUCGUCGUGAUGCUCCUGGGGAAACUCUGAUCCUCGGAUCGGGCGGUGGUGGUGCUCCGGUGUCGUAACCUUCCUGAAGGCGCCGCCUUGGAGCCUACAGUUCGUCGUAUGUGGCUUCAUCUCCUCGCGGUGGCGUUAGUGCUAGGGGUGGUGUUGCUGCGUUCAGCGCCUAUGUAUCCUACCUUGGGUGUGUGCGGGUGUUGUGAUGGCGUGCGUUCGUACCAGGUUGUUGAUGAUCAUUGCUUUAUAUGUAAAGCGGGGCGAAAGCCUUUUUCGGUAAACAAAUGCUUGUAGACCUCAUCUUGCUCUUAUACUCCAUUGUAAUAACUCAAUGUUGUUAAGCUUUAUGCACUAGCCAACGCAACCAAAAGUCCAAACAGAUGGAAAGGGCUAGUGCAAUCCACAUAUACUAUAACACCCUGAAAAUGCAACUAUCCCUAGGUGGUUUUGGUAAUU
This is a messenger RNA of Triticum urartu, 4586 nucleotides long. RefSeq lists its product as uncharacterized. The record is from RefSeq and is a predicted model, not a curated record. Lineage: Eukaryota; Viridiplantae; Streptophyta; Magnoliopsida; Poales; Poaceae. Gene Ontology annotation, biological process: shoot system development; root development.